Molecule: messenger RNA, 1800 nt
Organism: Cryptomeria japonica (Japanese cedar)
Lineage: Eukaryota; Viridiplantae; Streptophyta; Pinopsida; Cupressales; Cupressaceae
Product: protease Do-like 8, chloroplastic
Exons: 13
Coding region: 124-1533 (469 amino acids)
Biological process (GO): proteolysis
Molecular function (GO): protein binding; serine-type endopeptidase activity
Source: RefSeq, a predicted model, not a curated record
AGCAAUUAACGUUGUGAUAGAAAGAUCUGACUUAGCAAGGAGGGCUAAAUUAGCGCUCGUCCAGGUUGUAAUGUAAACCAUGCAGAGGAGUCAGGUGUAGCCUUAUCCAUUACAAGAGCAGCAAUGGAUUUUCCAAUUGCUAUGCCUGCCCGUGCAUUUUCUCGACCGUCGCGAUACUACACCAGUCAUAUCUUCAGUUUAAAAGCAUUUUCGGAUGGCCGUUAUGGUCGAAGGGAGCUUGCUUUCAGAGGACUUCGUGCAUUUCGUAUUCCCGAAAGACUCAAUUGUGAAAAAUCAUGUAAACACAUUCCUCCUAUCGAGAGUGGAAAUGAAGGUAUUGUGGAAAAUAUUUAUCAUGGAGUUUGUUCCCAAAUCAUACUUUCAAAUCGGAGGCUAUUCUUUUUCAGCAUGAUGUUUUCUUAUUUGGCUCCAUCUUUCAGGUACUUAUCAGCAUAUGCUCUGGGGGAUCCAACAGUAACCAUUGAAGAAGUGACACCACCUGUUUCACCUACUGGGAAACUUUACCCAUCUGAGGAGAGAACUGUGGAGCUCUUUGAAAGGAACACUUAUUCUGUGGUUAAUAUUUUUGAUGUAACCCUACGCCCUCAAUUGAACAUGACAGGAAUGGUUGAGGUUCCUGAAGGCAAUGGUUCUGGAAUAGUCUGGGAUGAACAAGGUCAUAUUGUGACAAAUUAUCAUGUGAUUGGUAAUGCUCUCUCAAAGAAUCCCAGCCGCAACCAAGUUGUAGCCCGAGUUAAUAUUCUUGCAUCUGAUGGGGUUCAGAAGAGUUUUGAGGGUACAUUGGUUGGUGCAGAUCGUACAAAGGAUCUAGCUGUUUUGAAGAUAGAUGCCCCCAAUGAGCUUUUGCGGCCAGUUGAAGUUGGGAAAUCAUCCACACUCAAAGUAGGUCAACGAUGCCUUGCAAUUGGCAACCCAUUUGGUUUUGACCACACUUUGACUGCCGGGGUUCUUAGUGGAUUGAACCGGGAAAUAUUUAGUAAAGCGGGUGUGACUAUUCGUGGUGGUAUUCAGACAGAUGCAGCAAUCAAUCCUGGAAACAGUGGUGGUCCUCUACUAAACUCUAAAGGAAAAGUAAUUGGGAUCAACACCGCAAUAUUUACUCAAACAGGGACAUCGGCAGGAGUAGGUUUUGCUAUUCCAUCUGACAUAGUCCUUAAAAUUAUACCUCAGUUGAUCCAAUCUGGAAAGGUAGUCCGUCCAGGUUUGAAUAUAGAGAUAGCUCCAGAUGCGAUUGCAAAUCAAUUAAAUGUCAGAACUGGGGCUCUUGUAUUGUCGGUUCCUGGUGAAAGUGCCGCAGCAAACUCAGGGUUGAUUCCAACAAAGAGAGGAUUUGCUGGUAAAAUAAUUCUUGGCGAUGUAAUAAUUGGAGUCGCGAAUUCACCUAUAAAAAAUGCUACAGAACUUUCCAAAGUUUUGGAAGAUUAUAGUGUGGGAGAUAAGGUGGUACUAAAAGUUCAACGAAACACUGGCAUGGUAGAAAUACCAUUAACUCUAGAAGAGAGCAGACUAUAAAAUUCGGUGGACAAACGAAUAUCUUAUUUAAAGAACAACAAAAACAGAGAUAUAUAAUUGCACCAUCUUGUACAGUCAAUAGUCUUAAUCAUUCCAUUUUUCUUGUAUUUUUGUAUGGUUUAUAAGCUCUUAGAAAAUUAGGCAAUCAAGUAUGCUAUCCUCAACGGGGCUUUUUGGCACAACCAUUUAAAUUGGUUGUUAGUCAUGUAACUUUUCUCAAAUCGGCAAGUUAUGAUUUGUACAAGAUCUUUUUCUUUAUGUUUUCAA